AUGAGCAAAGUAAUUGUGGUAACAGGUACCUCUAGAGGUAUUGGUAAGGCUAUUGUCGAUGAAUUGAUGAUUAUGGACCCUAAUGUCGUGGUGUAUGGUGUUGCAAGGACUGAAGCCGCAUUAAAAACGUUAUCAACCCAAUAUAACGGUAGAUUCUUUUAUGUUACGGGCGAUAUCUCUAAGAGCUCUAUUCAAAGAGAACUGGUUUCUGCAAUUACGAAACAACACGGACGUUGUGAUGCAUUGGUGGCUAAUGCUGGUGUUUUAGAACCAGUAGCUCCUGUGGAUGAGUACAAUCAAGAUCAAUGGUUAGCACACUUCAACCUAAAUUUCUUUAGCAUCGUGUUUUUAGUUUCGCAAUUAUUACCGCUAUUAGAGGAGACUCGUGGAAAUGUUGUCUUCGUCAGUAGUGGUGCUAGUGUCAAGCAUUAUUAUGGUUGGUCCUGCUAUGGUGCAGCUAAGGCCGCUUUAAACAGUUACGCCCAAGCAUUGGCCAGCGAAAAGUCUCGUAUUCGGAGUAUUGCAGUUGCACCUGGUGUAGUUAAUACACAGAUGCAAGUAGACAUCAGAGACACGUUUGGGCCAAGGUCAAUGACCCCCGAGGCUCUCAAGAGGUUCACCGACUUGCAAGAAGAAGGUCAGUUGUUACCACCAAACGUUCCAGGUGCGGUGUACGCCGCACUCGCACUUAAUGGUAUUCCUAAAGAACUCAACGGAAUCUACAUCAGAUACGACGACCCACGUCUGGCAGAGUCAUAG
This is a messenger RNA of Maudiozyma barnettii, 759 nucleotides long. RefSeq names its product SDR family oxidoreductase. The coding region runs from base 1 to 759 and encodes 252 amino acids. Gene Ontology annotation, cellular component: intracellular anatomical structure. The record is from RefSeq and is a predicted model, not a curated record. Gene Ontology annotation, molecular function: oxidoreductase activity, acting on NAD(P)H, oxygen as acceptor. The transcript has a single exon. Lineage: Eukaryota; Fungi; Ascomycota; Saccharomycetes; Saccharomycetales; Saccharomycetaceae.